Messenger RNA from Paramecium primaurelia, 332 nucleotides. Lineage: Eukaryota; Ciliophora; Oligohymenophorea; Peniculida; Parameciidae. The record is from the annotation of a GenBank genome assembly.
AAAAUGCAAAUAGAAUAGGGUAAUAUUGAAUAUAAUUCAUUUUAAAGUUUUAAGAAUUGAGAAUCGAACGAUUAUGCUCAUAUUAACAUCUAUAAUAGAAAUAUUACAUAGAUUGAUGAGGAUAAUAUAGAGAUUUAAGCAACAAGAAAACAAAGAAAUUAUGAAGAUAUACUUUUUGAUGAGGUAGUUCUAUGUAAAAAUAGUUGAAAAAAGUAAAAUUAGCAAUAAGUAAAUAUGACAAGAAAGAAAAAUGACUAAUUGAAGAAUGUUUUUAAUGAAAAAAAUUCAUAUUGAUCUUAAUUGAGAUGAGGAUACUUAUAUUUAAAUAGAUG